UAACCAAUGAAACUGCAUAAUUACUAUUAAAGCCGAAUCUUGCAAGUGUCUUUGAACGCAGCAAUAGCCUUCAGCUGUCUGGGAACUGAGCAGCUGUCACACUUUGGUGUGUUCGCUCAGCAAACGACACGUACUCUUAUUUUAGGAGGCUUUGGCAGAAUGGCACGCGGGCAUCAGAAGAUUCAGUCUCAGCAGAAAAACGCCAAGAAACAGGCAGAGAUAAAGAAGGCCAAGGGUCAUGAUCAGAAGACGGCAGCCAAGGCAGCGCUUGUGUUCACCUGCCUUGUGUGCAAGUCCCAGAUGCCCGACCCAAAAACCUUCAAGCAGCACUUCGAGAGCAAGCACCCGAAAUCCCCUCUGCCCCCUGAGUUAGAAGGAGUGGAGGCAUAAACGGUCACCCUGGAUACCAAACCAAGUUCUUCAAGGCCCUGCCCCAGUUCUGCACUUGUCUCAGUCUGACAGCAAUGGACCAUUUAUUGUAACCAACAUGAAGCAGUUAUCUUCAUUUAGGCUUUAACAGACCAGGUUGCCUUUGAUGCAAUGCUUCCUCCCAUCCAGUCCUGUUUUCGCUUGUGUUUAAAUACACAUGGGGCUAAACCCAAAUGCCGGUUACGAUCCAGGAACAAUCCAAGUGGUGAAUGAAGAUUUCUCCCUUCAUUCAACAGACUCCUCAGUGCCCCGAGGUGUUGUGCACAUAGGAAUAUUUCUCGCCGCUAGCUCUUAUACCUCUUUAUCUGAAGCUUUGGUGGCUUGAUUGUCUGAUUAAACCUUUAUAGUCAACAUGCCACAUGAGGUAAACACAUACAGUGUCCUUAAACAAAGCACAGAUUUGGCUUGGGUGGGAUGAUUCUGAUUUUAAGUUUGCUGCAAUCAAGGCAAUGACAAAUGUGACCUCAUCUAUUUUAUUAUUGCUUUGAGUAUUGAAUCAAAAGGAGGCUGUGACAUUUUUUCCUCACAUCAGCGCUGUCUGCCACGUUCUACUGCAAUCUUUAAUCUAGCUAAUCAUAAUUUCAUGUUCGGUCACAAAAAUGUGAAGUUUUGCUAGCCAUUUCCAAAUCGCUGAACAAAAUGACAUUUGAUAAAAUUUUACGGGAGCUUGUCGGUAACAUUUGUACGCUUGGAAAAUGAAUGUAUGCUCCAAUGAUGUAUUGUAGCAUUUUAUUAAAUUUAACUUUGUUGUA
Siniperca chuatsi (mandarin fish) is the source of this 1181-nucleotide messenger RNA. RefSeq names its product zinc finger protein 706 (gene znf706). The transcript is spliced from 3 exons. The coding region runs from base 160 to 390 and encodes 76 amino acids. The record is from RefSeq and is a predicted model, not a curated record. NCBI's taxonomy places the organism in Eukaryota, Metazoa, Chordata, Actinopteri, Centrarchiformes, Sinipercidae.